This is a messenger RNA of Branchiostoma belcheri (Belcher's lancelet), 1131 nucleotides long. RefSeq lists its product as uncharacterized. Gene Ontology annotation, cellular component: external side of plasma membrane. The transcript is spliced from 3 exons. Bases 9 to 584 code for a protein of 191 amino acids. Gene Ontology annotation, molecular function: signaling receptor activity. Lineage: Eukaryota; Metazoa; Chordata; Leptocardii; Amphioxiformes; Branchiostomatidae. The record is from RefSeq and is a predicted model, not a curated record.
AAUCCAUCAUGGCUACCGGAGGAAAAAAUAUCGCUCUUUUCGUUCUAGUUUUCGCGGUUUACGCGUCUGUUUGCUGUUGCCAAACGCACCAGAGUAAUGUGUGCACUUACUAUUAUGACGCACGGUACUCAGAACCGCAGGGUAACCUGGCCAACUGCACCUGGUACAGCAACAACUGCUGCUGCCGCCGCACAGAGGUCACAUCUGUGGCCAGCUCCAUGUACCCGCUCUUUGGUGCCACACAGAAGUGUCGCAACGUCUUAAACUACAUGAUGUGUUACUUCUGUAGUCCUGAACAGUACCUCUGGUACUAUGAUAACAGGGUCCACGUCUGUGGGCGGUUCUGUGAGCUGGUGUACAGGGAGUGUGGCUCGGCGUCCUACGAAGGCGUGGCCAUCGCGUCGGCGUACGAGAGCGGCUGGGACUUCUGUCAAGCACAGACAUACCUGGUGUCUGACGAGCUGCCAUGUUUCGACUACGACCCAAAAGUGUUCGGGGGAGGGGGGCUUGUGAAGGGGUGUAGGGAAGCGUUAGCGGGGUUGGCUCUGCUAGUUUUGAUAAUAAACUUUAGAUAUAGCAUGUGACAAAUAUAGGGAAGAUUGUGAUGUUUUUAUGUUGUACACAGUCAGGUAUAUGUUUGAUAUAUGUCUCACAGGACCGAAUUUCUCCCCUAACUUAUUUCACAUAUCAACUCAGAUAUGCAUUUAUGUACAGGACACACUUGUCUUCAGACUUAGUCAUUUCUCAGUUUCUUAGAUGGAAUAGCAGAAGCUUUUGAAAUGUCGGACACUUUUUGAGAAAGUGUGUGACAUAUAUUCUGACAGUACAGAAUGACAUUCGACUUUGUGGAAAGAAAUUGCUGUAACUAGUGUAAGAAGCAUUAAACAACAGUCCAGACAUUUUCUGAGCUGAAUGCUUCAUUUUAUUAAGAAUAAAACCUUAACCCAAAUACAAAAGAAGAUUCUGCAUUUCGCACAAAAGUAAUAAAAACCAAUACAAAGUAAAAUACACAAAAAGAGUGUGCUGGUGAAGUCAAGAGACCAGUAACUACAUUUAAUGAUAUUAUAUAGAGAGAAUCAUUAGUUAGAAUACCGAAUCUAUACAUGAAAACAUGGUAGAAUUUACAUCUCA